AUGUCAGCCUUCUUUGUUGUCAUUGGAGCUGGAGUCGUUGGCCUCACGACAGCCCUGGAGCUUCGGCAUCGGCAUCCCUUAGCUAAGAUUAUAAUAGCAGCAAAAUAUCUGCCCGGCGAUAGCGCACCAGACUACGCAUCUGCAUGGGGAGGCGCAAACUGGUUCCCUGCUGCUACAGACAACGGCCCCCAACAAGAUUAUGAAGCAAUCACACCGGAAUGCGGCAUCAAGCCCAUGCAGAUCAAAUGGCACUAUGAGGUCCCCAUUGAGGAAGCCGGAAUAUUGACCCCAGCGACCGGGAAGCUGUGGUUCGAGGACCUGGUAGGUGGGUUAAGAAAGAUGGAGAAGAAUGAGCUACCAAAAGGAACGGCAUUUGGGUUCGAGAUGGCGAGUUUUGUGAUUGAUGUGCAGAGGUAUCUACCGUGGUUGCAAACUGAAGCUAUCCGCCUUGACAUCGAAAUACACCGACGCAUCUUCGGUUCCAUCGACAACGCAUUCAACCGUUACACUCAAGCUACCGCCUUUUUCAACUGCACUGGUCUAGGGGCAAUGACUUUGGGAGGCGUAGAAGACAAUACUAUGUAUCCUGCUCGGGGCCAAAUCCUGCUGGUAGAAGGUCCCGAGAAGCCGAUAAAAAACAUGUAUUUCCGCGCUCCUCAUCGUGCUGGUGAAGCUACGCACAUUUUCCCGAGGGGUGAGAAUGGUGGAGUCAUCUUGGGUGGAUGUCGCCAGAAGAACAACUGGAGUGGCGAGACGGAUCUUGCGUUUGCUGAGGUCAUCAAGAGGCGAUGCUGCUCACUCGCGCCGGAACUGGGGAAGCCAGAGGACUUGAAAAUUAUCAAGCAUGGAGUUGGACUUCGUCCCGCAAGAGAGAACGGGCCACGAGUGGAAUUGGAAAUGCGGGAUGGUAACGUGGUCAUUCACAAUUAUGGAGCGGGAGGAGUGGGAUUCCAGGCAUCGUGGGGUUUGGCGCGAUAUGCCGUCGAUCUACUUCCCCAAAGAGCACGAAUGUAG
This is a messenger RNA of Bipolaris maydis ATCC 48331, 1014 nucleotides long. NCBI's taxonomy places the organism in Eukaryota, Fungi, Ascomycota, Dothideomycetes, Pleosporales, Pleosporaceae. The record is from RefSeq and is a predicted model, not a curated record.